CGCUAGCCUUACCGUCGUGGUAAUUAACAAGGCUAGUGCCGAUUCAUGCCUCUCAUAAUCUCAUUGGCCGGUGAUUUUCUUAGAAAGACUCAAAUGGUGGGAGCAUGAUGCACACAACAGCUUGUCCGGCUGGCAAGCGCUCCCGAUUCGUACGUGUAAGUUCUCUCCUCCGGCGAAGGCUCUCUCCGUAUAUUUACCGCAACUUCUCCGGCGAUUUCCGGAUGUCUUGGCCGGUGAUCAGUCUCUGAGAAUGGCGGUGGGUAGUAAUACUCAGCAGAGCUUGAGGAAAGCGCUUGGAGCUUUGAAGGACUCCACAAAAGUUGGGCUGGCCAAAGUAAAUAGUGAAUACAAGGAAUUGGAUAUUGCCAUUGUGAAGGCUACAAAUCAUGUUGAAGUAAUUGCUAAGGAGAAACAUAUUCGGACUAUCUUUGAUGCAGUUUCAGCUUCAAGACCUCGGGCAGAUGUUGCUUAUUGCAUACAGGGUCUUGGCAAGCGUCUAGCAAAAACACACAAUUGGGCUGUUGCAUUGAAAACUUUAAUUGUUAUACAUCGUGCACUAAGGGAGGUUGAUCCUACAUUUCGAGAAGAGCUCUUAAGUUAUAGCCGGAGCAGAGGUCUCAUGCUGAAUCUAUCUCAUUUCAAGGAUGAUUCAAGUCCAAAUGCAUGGGAUUAUUCAGCUUGGAUUCGUUCAUAUGCUCUAUAUCUUGAAGAGCGCUUGGAAUGUUAUCGCAUACUAAAAUAUGAUGUUGAGACAGAUCGCUCGAGAACUAGGAUGCUUGACACACCAAACAUGCUUGAGCAGCUACCUGCUUUGCAGCAACUUCUUUUUCGCCUUCUUGCUUGCCAGCCAGAGGGUGCAGCUGUAUAUAAUUACUUAAUCCAGUAUGCUCUUUCAAUUGUUGCUGGUGAAAGUGUUAGGUUAUAUGUUGCAAUUACUGAUGGAACUCUAAAUUUGGUUGACAAGUUUUUUGAGAUGCAACGCCAUGAUGCUGUUAGGGCUCUGGAAAUUUAUCAGAAGGCAGUUGCUCAGGCAGAGAGAUUAUCAGAGUUUUUUGAGAUUUGCAGGGGCCUUGAUUUUGGACGUGGACAAAAAUUUGUCAAAAUUGAACAGCCUCCUGCAUCUUUUAUGGCAUCAAUGGAAGAGUAUGUGAAGGAAGCCCCACGCCGUUUGAUGCUUCAACAAGCUACAACUAAUGAUGACAAAAGCACUACUCCCAAAGCAAUCACUGCAUCUGAAGCUGAUCCAGUGAUUGAUGAGAAGAAAGAUAUUGAUGUUGAAGAAGAAGCAUAUCCAUCUGUCACAUCACCUGAUCCUUCAAAGGAUGAGCAGAGGGAGGCUGCAGAUCCACCACAAGUUGUAGAUCCACAACAAAUUUCUGAUCUAUUGCGCAUGGAUGAGUUAAUUCCCGAAGCGUCUGAACUGGAUGAAAAAAAUGCCCUUGCCCUUGCAAUUGUAACACCUGAAAAUCAUUCAAAUUCUGCAAAUGAUCUUGACCUGAUGGGUCAAACUUCUGGGUGGGAACUUGCUCUUGUUACUGCACCAAGCUCUAAUAAUGCUGCAGUUGCAGAUAGUAAAUUGGCUGGUGGGCUGGACAAGUUGACACUCGACAGUUUGUAUGAUGAUGCAAUUGCAAGAGGAUCGAACCAGAAUGGGGGCUACCACAUGGGACAGGCAUCAAAUCCUUACGAUGUGGCUACCCAAGACCCAUUUUAUGCUUCCAACAACAUAGCACCCCCAACUAAUGUGCAGAUGGCAACCAUGUCCCAGCAACAAGCCUUCAUGAUGCAGCAACAGCAGCAGCAGCCCGCGAUUGGCCAAGAUUCAACCAACCCCUUUGGAAAUCCCUUUGUUGGGGCUGGAGGCCCAUCUCAUCCACCUCAUAAUUCAUACACUGGCUUAAUUUAAGGGAGUCAUUAAUUAAGAUUACACCAUUACACCAAACAAGUCCUGGGUUGUAUACCCUCAUUUAGUGGCAAUGGAAGCAAUAGUUUUGAGGCUGCAGCUGCAACAGGUGAGGAAUUUGAAGUGGAGGGCUGUCUUCUCUUUUCUCCUCAAGAUUUUUCGUUGUGUAUUUGUCAAAAGUUCAAUCAUGCAUACAUCUCCGAUUGGCAAGUCCAGAUGGCAAAAAUUUUGCUGUAAUAUUUCUCAUUACUAAGCCCUUCUUCACCAUUGAGGUGGCUUGGCAUUGCUGUAAAGGUGAAGUAAUUUCCUCUCAGAAAAGAAGGUUCUCUCCAUAAUUGCAAUUGUAUGGACAAUCAAUAUAAUAAUUCAAAAGCUGUUGAUGUGCA
Messenger RNA from Malania oleifera, 2289 nucleotides. Its product is annotated as putative clathrin assembly protein At5g35200. Gene Ontology annotation, biological process: vesicle budding from membrane; clathrin-dependent endocytosis; clathrin coat assembly. The transcript has 16 exons. Gene Ontology annotation, cellular component: clathrin-coated pit; clathrin-coated vesicle. Lineage: Eukaryota; Viridiplantae; Streptophyta; Magnoliopsida; Santalales; Ximeniaceae. Bases 251 to 1906 code for a protein of 551 amino acids. Gene Ontology annotation, molecular function: SNARE binding; clathrin heavy chain binding; 1-phosphatidylinositol binding. The record is from RefSeq and is a predicted model, not a curated record.